Molecule: messenger RNA, 1380 nt
Organism: Cetraspora pellucida
Lineage: Eukaryota; Fungi; Glomeromycota; Glomeromycetes; Diversisporales; Gigasporaceae
Source: the annotation of a GenBank genome assembly
AUGGAACAAAGUGACGACGAUUCAUCUAUUACCGAAGUUUCGAGUUGUGAUACAUGGGAACUUAUUUCGUCUCCCUAUACACUGAGACAAAUUAGACAAGAGAUAAAAUGUGAACUUGUUAAAACUAUUAAUGAUGAUAUUCUUCCUCAACUUUUACAAAAUCACGUAAAAGAUUUGAACUUUUCCGAUAAUGGCAUUAAAACUAUUGAUAAAGAAGUAGUAAAUCAAGUUCGUUCGUUAAAAAAUGAAAUAGUUAAAGAUGUACUGGAAGUUGUUAGACAUGAAAUCAUGCCAGAAAUUUUGGAAAAGGUUAAUCAAAGCAUAGUGACCAAAAAAUUGGCCACUCACCUUGAGUCCGUUAAUAGACUCAUUACCAACUUUGACGUGACUUUACAAUCUGUUCCAAUAAUCAUGAAAUCUUUUCAUCCAUUUUAUGGAAAAUUUUCUCCAAUUAUUAAUUUAAUUCGAAAUAUUUUAAUUAAUUGUUGGUCUAAUAAUUGGACUGGAAGUCUUGUUAUUUCUAGCGAUUCGAAAAAUUACUCUGAAAUUAUUUGUGAAUUAUUAAAACGUAUUAGAGGAUUAUUUGAUCAUUACACUUUAGGAGUUACAAUUAUUGAGAUAAAAGGAUGCGAACUUCGAAAUCAAAAAAUUGACAAGGAUUAUUCUGAUAAAUAUGAUUAUACAGUUUAUAAUGGUUGGAGAAUUAAUGAAAGGAUUUCUUUGGACAUACGUUCAUUUGAGAAUGAUUUGAAGAAAGUUUUGAUUAAUCAAUCAAAAAUCUUUUGCAUAUCUGAAAACAAAGAAAAUACUAUAACGUUUCAAGAUGAGGAUUUAUUUGGAAAAUAUAUAGAAUUUAGCAAUCAUCAUCUUACUGCUAUAAAAAUCAGAGACGAAAUUUGGCCUACACCAUUACAUUAUAUUGAAGCACAAAAAUACACCUCACAGAGCAUCCGAAAGCAAAUUCGUAUGGCAUCAACCAUUGAAAAAGUAUUAACGUUAUCACGAAAUUAUAGCUCUCAGCAACGUAAAGAUUGGGAUUCUUUUCUUCUCUCGUCUAGCUAUAAAUUAAUUGCAACUAAAGAAACACCAAAGCAUGAGGCUUUCCAUAUUGCAUUAACCAGUAAAUUUGAUCAGCACCCACAUUUAAAGUUUAAGUUGUUAUCUACUAGGUCACUUCCGAUCAAACAUCUAGCAAACGAUGUUGAUUGCAAUACUUUAGAUUUAGUAAAUAAAAAUUUUAUGGGAAAAACCUUAGAAAAUGUUCGAAAUUUGUUUAUGGAAAUUGAAUGCAAAAAGGCCGCGGGCGAAUUUAUUGAAGGUGAUGAAAAAAUGAUUAUGGAAGAGGUGAGAGAGACAAUUUGGAAAUUUAAAGGUGCUUAA